This is a messenger RNA of Cylicocyclus nassatus, 882 nucleotides long. Lineage: Eukaryota; Metazoa; Nematoda; Chromadorea; Rhabditida; Strongylidae. The record is from the annotation of a GenBank genome assembly.
AGGUAUUCUUCAGACCGUAACAUUACGGUGAGAUUUGGUGACCUCCAACUCUUCAUUGGCCAAAGUAAAGCUUCAUUGCCCUUUUUAUUCGUAUCGAAAAGAAUAGGGGCGUGACUUGGAGACAGGUGGAGCACUCAGUAGCGAAGAAGUCUCGACCGCGGCAGCCUGACCAACAAGAUGAGAUUUCUGCAAGCAAAGCUGGAGUGGGUUCGGAUCGCCUUCUUCUACGCACUGAUCAACAACAGCUUGCACUGCACAUUUAAAAGUGUGACAAGCAAUUUCACAGCAUCUCUGAAGGCCACAUUCAAGGGCAUUACUGAGAUAGAAUGCAUGAGUAAGUGCUCCGCGGAUAUGGAAUGCACCUUCCUGGACUACAAUCAGGAAACAUGCAGAACUUUCAAACAUGGUAAUGAAGUGCAGGAGCUAAACUCUGUCAACAAAGCUUUCGCAUAUUCCUUUGAUGAGAAUGAAUCAUCUUGUCCAACUAAAGUUGUAUCAAAACCUAAACCCACGAUUAAGACAAAGGUAUGCAACGACUAUGUCGUAACUUCGAAAAAUGAGAAAAUAAUCUUGGCGAAGACGGAUCUGACUGAAGCACCGGAUAAGAUACGCAAAUACGACAUACCACAGUUCUUAACCAGUGAGUCAAUCGGCUGCAAGGUAGCACACUUGAAAAGAUAUUUGACAGGCUCAGUUUGCGCUGAUUACCAUGAGAAAGCACCGUAUGCAGUUGCAGAAUACAAAUGCAAGGAAGAAGCCAGAUACGUUACUGUGAUUGACGACAAAGGUGGAAAAAACCUCGAGUUUUCUGACUUCGGUGAUCUAGAGCGUGUUGAAAGCACCCCCAUUUUCUAUGUAGAUGCUUGGUGGUCUUCGCUGUGA